ACUUGGUCAAUGGGGCAGGGCAGCAGCAGUCAGGCGGUCUCAUUGGUUGGUCCUAAAGUGCUUCUGCUAGCAGCCUGUAGUACCGCUCCGAGUACUUGUAUGUUGGCAUACUGUUCUGUGUUUCUUUCUGGCGGUUAACUGGACUUCAGUUUGUCGUCACUGGUGCGAUGGAACUGGAUAAAAUGGACGAGAACGACUGGAAAUACCACGGAGAGGGAAACAAGAGCCUGGUGGUCUCUCACAUUCAGCUAUCCAGAGUUUUGCGUCUGCUCAAGUAUCCCGCAGAGGAUUCUGAAAACCCACCACAGACGGUGGAGCAGGCCUUCAGGCAGAUCCAGAACAUUGUUGACUUCAGCUCCAACGUGAUGAGCAGCCUGCUGGGAGAGAAGUUCGUCCACAGUGGGGAAGUGGUCAAACUACCACUAGAGUUUGUGCGACAGCUGUCAAUCAAAGUUCAACAUCAAAGACCAGCCUGGCGCUGUGAUAAGGUGAUGGACAUCUACAGCGGCUGUGCUCUCUGUCUGCCCAACCUGACAUCUCCACUUCUUUACCAGCCAACACACACUCCUCCACUCUGCAUUGAGAUCAAGCCUAAAUGUGGCUUCCUGCCAUCCUCCAAACAUGUCAGUAAAGACAUCAAGACCAAAGUGUGCCGCUUCUGCAUGCACCAACAUUUUAAGGUGGCCAAUGGGAAGUGGAAAAGACGCAGUCUGUACUGUCCCCUCGACCUGUUCUCAGGAAACCGACAGAGAAUGCACUUUGCCAUCAGACACCUUAUAGAAGAACCUCAGAACAACUUCAAAAUCUUCAAGGGCGGUCAGUGUAUUUACAGCAGUAAGGAGGGCAGUGAUGACUCAUUGGACUUGAACUCUCUGCUGCAUCAUCUCAGACCGUACUUCCUCUAUGGAAAUAAUCGAAUCAACAGUCACAUGACCAGCAAAGCUGUCCUCAAUGACUUUAUUCAGGUCCUGGUGAACGCCCUGCUGAGUGGAGGAGGAGGAGGAGGAGGAGGAGGAGAUGGAGGAGUGCUGACGGACAGACGAGGAGAGGGGCGGAGCUUCUGUGAAGCGAGUCUGUUCAACAGGGAGAGGAUUCGCCACGGCUCUCAGGGUUUACCCAGUGACAGUGUACUGUUCAGGAUUCUUCAGACUCAGAUGCUGGACACACAUGACAUUGAAGGACUUUACCCCCUGUACUGCCGUGUGGAGCAGUACCUGCAGGACUUCCCUAAGGAGAGAACUCAUCUUCAGAUAGACGGUCCAUACAACGAGGCCUUCCUGGAGAAGCUGCAGAAAUGUUCUGCUGAGGAUGACGGCUCUCUGGAGUAUGCCGUUUCCAAGGUCCAUCAGUACCGUGUCGCCAUGACUGCCAAGGACUGCUCCAUCAUGAUCACCCUGGUGCCCAGCAGUGAGGAGGAGGGGGAGGAUGAAGGUCAGAGGCGGCUCAGGGACUUCCUGUCCUCCAGACCUCCUGCUUUCUCUUACUCCGCCUCCAUCUUGGAUCUGGACCCGAAGCCGUUCGACAGCAUCCCCUGCCAACUGCGCCUGGACCAGAAGAUCGUCUCCUGCUACCUGAGGACUGCCAGUGCCUUGCCAAAGGGCUCUCUGCCGCCGCUCCCCGGCAUCUUCACAGCUGCAGAGAGAGAGGACUGCACGCUGCUUUUUCGCCCUGUGUGAACACCCUGAAGACUAACUGACGCCACACGUGAUGCCUCCAACAGAGGAGAGACGCCAUGUUGAUGCAGAUGUCUAGAAUCACCUAACAGUAGGACUGUCUGUCCAAGACUUUGUCAAGACUUAACUGCAGCACUUUCUCUCCAUUCAGUUCACGUUAUCAGCCGUGGCUGCUAACUCAAAAAAUCUCCAGGAAGUGACCACUAAAUCACCAGACGUUUGA
This is a messenger RNA of Scatophagus argus, 1896 nucleotides long. RefSeq names its product inositol 1,3,4,5,6-pentakisphosphate 2-kinase (gene ippk). Gene Ontology annotation, cellular component: nucleus. NCBI's taxonomy places the organism in Eukaryota, Metazoa, Chordata, Actinopteri, Scatophagidae. Gene Ontology annotation, biological process: inositol phosphate biosynthetic process. The transcript is spliced from 14 exons. Gene Ontology annotation, molecular function: inositol-1,3,4,5,6-pentakisphosphate 2-kinase activity; ATP binding. The coding region runs from base 168 to 1676 and encodes 502 amino acids. The record is from RefSeq and is a predicted model, not a curated record.